Symbiodinium natans is the source of this 798-nucleotide messenger RNA. Lineage: Eukaryota; Dinophyceae; Suessiales; Symbiodiniaceae. The record is from the annotation of a GenBank genome assembly.
AUGCUCAUUUUGGCGCUUGAUUAUGCCAACAGCAAACAACGUUUGCCCAGUGUCAGCGACGCGAAACAUGUCGAAGAGUUGGCUAAGCAGUGCGGAGUGCACGAAGUCCUCACAUUGUACGACAGCCAAUGCACAAAAGACGCGGUGAGACGCGCCAUCAGAAGUGCAGGGUCGAGAUGCGACGUUAACGACUACUUUGUGAUGUAUUUCGAGGGGCAUGCGACCGUACUGAGCGAUCCGGACCGGCAGGGGCUCCAGGAUGAGGCGUUCGUCCUUGUUGACCCGAAUGGGAAGGCUUCACCGGCAACUUUGUUCCUGGAGGAGGAGUUCACUACCCUGGUCUUGGAGAAUUUCAAGCCUCAGACGCGGGUCAUUGUGAUGACGGAUGCUGGGCAUGAAGUGUCGGUUGUGGACCUGUCUCAAGAGCGUUGGAAAGCGCGCCAGAUUGUUUCCAUCUCUGCAAUUCAGGCAACGCGGUCACGGUCGACGGGCGAAGAUACCCGCAGAGGUAUAUUUGUACAUGCUCUACUUCUUGCAAUUGACAAGCUGUCAAAAGUUGGACGCGAUAAUUACUCAGUUGGUAUGCUCUUCAACGCAUGGCUAUUGGAAGAUGAGCUCGUUUUUCGAGGUCUUCAGGAGCUAGAAAUCCAGUCGCCUUCAGACUUCAGCCCAGAUGCCAUGGCCUGGCCUCUCGUGCCACCGGCUCCGGCCCAAAUUUCGUGUUUGAGCAGCGUGCAUGGACGUUAUACGAUGAGCCUUGUUCCCUGGACCAAGAGAAAUGGCUUAAGGUAUUCAUGA